Manduca sexta (tobacco hornworm) is the source of this 6731-nucleotide messenger RNA. RefSeq names its product neural Wiskott-Aldrich syndrome protein. The transcript has 11 exons. Gene Ontology annotation, molecular function: actin binding. Gene Ontology annotation, biological process: actin filament organization. The record is from RefSeq and is a predicted model, not a curated record. The coding region runs from base 266 to 1888 and encodes 540 amino acids. Lineage: Eukaryota; Metazoa; Arthropoda; Insecta; Lepidoptera; Sphingidae.
AAAAAAAAUCAGAAUUAUUUCAUUCGUACAUGGAGAGAGAAAGUAAAUUGCUAAAUCGCAUUUUUCGAAGUAUAAAUGUAUUGUGAUAUUGAAAUUAACGUUUCCACGUACUGGGAAAUGUUAUUUCUAUCGUGAGGUGUCAGUAACGGGUGUCGAUUAAAUAUUUUGUAGUGUUUAAAAUGCUGGAGCGUGGAAUUGGUGGUCUCAUCAAUUCUUGUGUGUGACUAAAGUGUUUUUAUGUGUGAUUUAGUAAUUUAACGAGACAAUGCCGAGGGGAGAAAAUAGACCGAGUAUCCUGCUGUCCAGGGAUGAGAACGAUCAGGUGUUUAGUCUGAUAGGGCCCAAAUGUCAGAGUCUGGCGACAGCUGUGGUUCAGUUAUUCACAACGGAAGGACCAGGGCAUUCGGAAUGGAAGAAGAAGGAUACAGGUGUGCUAUGCCUCAUCAAGGAUAAUGGGAAGAGAUCAUACUUCUUCCGGAUCUACUGUCUGUAUCGGAGAUCGAUGGUAUGGGAGCAUGAGGUCUACCUGCAGAUUGAGUAUAAGAGCCCGAGACCGUAUCUCCACACCUUUGAAGCUGAGGAAUAUAUGACAGCGUUCAAUUUCGCCAACGAGGAUGAAGCGCAGGUGCUCAGGAACAUACUCAUCGAGAAAAUCGAGCUGCGGAAAAUCAGACGAGAAGAGCGUCGUCAGCGGUCGAUGCUGGCGGCGCGCGCCAACAGCGUCAGCAGCUCUCACAGCAGCGCGGGCGGAGUCGCCGCCGUCAACGCGCACGUCACCCACGCCACGCGACACAACGGCGCGCUGCCGCCGCCGCCGCCCGAACCGGAGCCCGAGCCCGCGCCUGCGCCUGCGCCCCCGCCCAAGGCCACCAACAUCACCGGCACGUACACUCUGAAAAGCGGCAAAAAGAAGGUGAUGAAGAAGAUAACCAAGGCAGACAUCGGGCUGCCGAGCGACUUCAAGCACAUAUCGCACGUCGGCUGGGAUGCGCAUAAAGGUUUCGACGUGGAAACAACACAGCCGAACGAGGAGUUGCUGUCGUUCUUCAACAUGGCCGGCGUGUCUGACAAGCAGCUGCAGGACCAGGAGACGCGCGAGUUCAUUUACAGCUUCAUAGAGUCGCACGGCGGCAUCGACGCGGUUAAAGAAGACUUGCAUACUAGCAACGCGAAGCCGGUCAGAGGCAGCAGUCGGCCGGCGGCGCCGUCGCCCGCGCUGCCGUCGCUGCCCGCGCCGCCCGCCGCCGCCGCGCCGCCAGUGCCGCAGCGCAGCCCCGCGCCCGCGCACCCGCCCGCGCACCCGCCCGCGCACCCGCCCGCGCCACCGUCCCGCGCGCCUCCCCCGCCGCCCGCGCGCGUGGUGCCCCCGCCCCCGCCGCCGGUCUCCGCGCCUCGGAACCCGCCACCGCCGAGACCAUUGCAACCGCCAUCGGCUGCGCCGCCGUCUGUGCCCCCUCCCCCGCCGCCGGGUAACGCACCGCCCCCUCCGCCCCCGCCGCCGCCCGCACCCACGCCCCCCGCGGCUCCGCCACCGCCUGCCGCGCCACCAAUGGCCAUGGACUCCGCCGCCGCCGCGGAUCCUAGAGCCGCACUUAUGGAGAGCAUACGCAGCGGCAGUAACACUCUUAAGAAAGUGGAAGUCGCCGCUAAACCACCACCAGCUGAGGACGGCAGGAGUAAUUUACUUAAACAAAUUAGAGAAGGAAUCGAAUUGCGAUCCGUGUCGCGGUCGGGCAGCACGGGCGCGGCGGCGGCGGCGGCGCCCGAGCCGUGCGGGCUCGCCGGCGCGCUCGCCCGCGCGCUGCAGGAACGCUCGCGCGCCAUGCACUCCGAGUCCGACUCCGACCUCAGCGACGACGAGACCAGCGACGGCGAGUGGGAGUACUGACCCACCACCACCACACUCACCACACUCCUCGGCUACUAGACUAGCAAGCUUGGCGUUGAUUAGAAAGCAGUUAAAUCGCGCAGAAUCGAGUUGCGUUUUUGUAAUCACAAUCGAUUUAAAUCGGUGCUUCCACCCCAUUUCUAAUGGACGGUUUCAUAACACAUGUAUAGCUGGAGAUUAAUGCGACUCGAUUCUAUUCGACGCCGGGCGUUACGAAACACUCUGUAAAUCCAUAAUAACCAAUUAACCACGGUAACUACGAAAACUAUACUGUCAUCGUUAUAGCAUAGCUAACUGGCUAAUAGGUUUACUAACCACCGAUAAGACAAUGAUCGAAUGUUCGUUCGUUCGUUGUUGAUUAUGAAUCACGCUGCAUUAACCAAAUGCUUACGAUAGCUAUUUUCAUAUACUAUGUCUCUCACUUUUAUAACAUCUAACAUAAAUAGUGUGACACAACACCUAAUUCUACUAAGUAUAGUGCUAAUAUUCAUAAGCCUCUGUCACUUUUAUAGCAUUUAACAUAAAUGAGAAGACACAAAAGACUGGCUUUCAUCGAAAAAGUGUCUUUUUGACAGAUGGCAGACUUAACUUUCUAGAAUAUUGUAUUACCAAUUCUAAUCAAAUAUCCCCUUAGAAAUCACACAUCCUAUGUUAAUGAAUACUUACAUAAACAAAUCUAAAUCCUUAUUUAUUUAAUCGAUUUUAGAUCGCAUUUUAUAAUCCAUAUUUAUAUUGAUAUACACUCACAAAUUAUCAGCACAACAACACGUGCACACCAAAGAUACCUAAAUAUCUAUCGACAUCUGUCCAACAUUAUUUGCAAAAACUUAAUUAAUCAAUAAAUAUUAAAAGUUUAAAAAGAGAAAUCUAAUAUUUCUAGUUACGUUUGUUGUGCAUUUAUUUAAUUUAAAUUUAGUUGUUAUAGAAAUGCGAUAAAGUCCAAUUUGGCGGUUAAUAUCUAAAUCAAAUUAGCAUUUAAUGUCAUUCGCCUUAAAAAAUUGGCAUUUUAGUACUUCAGUAAAUAUCUUCAAAUUAUCUAUCUCAUAUUUUAAUCAGUAUCAAGGCAAAAGCACAGAUUAUGUUAAAAAAAUUAAGUAUUAAUAUUCGGUAUAUGGCUACUAAAAUGUGAGAGUGUAUGUGCCUAUUAUAAAUUGAGAGGCGUUCCCUGAAUUAGGUGACAUCAGAAUCCUCAAGAUUUGUGAGUGCUGAUCGAAAUUGCAACAUCGUCAGAUUAUUUUAUAUAUCCGUUAAUCAUUUCUGACGUGUGGUUCACUAUAGUGUUAUGAUUUACGUGUUUGCGAGAACUAGUCAGGGUGUACGAUUGCCUUUACGCACUAGCUACCAAUUAUUGAUACGACGAUAUAUUAAAGGCCAAAACGACACUGGAAUUCAUAAGGAAUGCAGUAUAAACAAAUAAUAAAAAUAUAAAAAAAAAAAACGUGUAUUUUUACAUGUGAAUAACGAACAAUGUAACAACUAUGUUAUGGGAGACGGAGCAUUUGAAAGUGGUAAUCGAUUUGAAAAAUUAUAUCGAUACGCUAUUUAAUAUCGAUAAAACUAACCCGUAUCUUCUCCCUGGGACUGUGUUCAAAAACCUUUUCAAAUGGUGAUGAAGUAUCACAUAGUAUGUAGAUAAUUUUAUAUUAUUUUAUGUAACGUAUUAAUGUAAUUAUUUGACCACGGUUUGAUUUGACGCGGCGAGCGCAAGAACGGCUUAUAUGCAAAAUUGAUAGAACAGUAGUGAAAAUUUUCGUUGUUAUUGCCAAUGAUAUGGGCAAUUUAUAUAGAAAAAGUUAUGCAGAUGAAUACAAGCUUUUUCUUUACGUGCAGGAGAGGCCGUUCUUGCACUCACCGUUUCAAAUAUCUAGUUGUUAAAGCGCUUGGCGUCAUCUUAUAGUGUAAUGUUAAUGGUCGCUGAGAGAAAACUAAAGGUGGGUAUCAAACAGGGCAAGAGAUUGAAAUUUUUCUGGGUUGCCAUCAGUCUUAAAGACAACUUUCACAUUUAUAACAAAUUUACAAAUAUUAUUGUGUGUAGCCAAAUAUCUCUUGAAGUAAAAAAAAUCAAACAAUUAUAAAUGUUUGGUUUUCUCCCAGCGACUAUAUGUAAUACAUUUUAUGUUUUAUUUUAAUGUAAAAUUAUAAUAAAUAGAAUAUAAUUGUAUAUAAUUGUUAUAAUUGUAAACGACUGACGUGAAACAAUGGUGAUGAUAAUAUUCGUGUAUUCUUUAUUAAUAUGUAGGUAGGUAAUAUUAUACUGAAAACACAAUUAUGUCGAUUAUCGACACAGAAAUUAACAUGACGAAAAAAAAAGUAAUCAAAUUGAUUAUAAUUUAAUCGAUUUAAUUGUGUUGCCAGUAAUAAAUUGUUAAUUGUAAGUUAACACUUGUAACACUACAUACACAAACCUAUGCGAGCAAUAUAUUUUAUAGGGGUCAAUUCACACCAAGUAUAAUUUCAUCGCCGACAAUACGCUCCAACUAUUUGUCUGUGGAGAGAGAACAAAACAAAUUAUAGAAGUUCAUUUUCUAAAUUAAUAAAUCAUACAAUCUGAUUAGAUUAUAUCGACUGUUGGAAAGCUAAUUGAUUUGACCGACAUUUCUUUUCGAAAAAUUUUAACUCAUUUAAAAAACAGAAAAAAGUGCUGAUUUUAAAUAUGUAUGAAUGUUAUCACAAAAUAAUGUCGCUAAGUCAAUAAGCCUUUCGACCAUCGAUAUGUAUUUGGCAGAAUUCCAUGGAAAAGGCAUUAUUUUGUGCCAAAUGUAGGUUAUUAAAUUAGGUCAUCACUGCCACAUCAGGUUCCAAAAAUUGUUUAGGACGUCACGCCGCACCACUCCGUGUAAAUAGCAUACUUUUCUAAUCAUAAUAAUUAUGAACAUGUUAACGAUGCUCAAAAUUAUUCUCUUACGUUUACACUAAUAAUUAUCCGCUAUAGUAAUCAGUACUGACCAACAAGGUGACUGCGAAAGGAUUCGAUAAUUAAAAAUCAACCUUUUGUUCUUUCACAUAUGGCUGACUUUUAGUAAAACGAAUAAUAAUUAUUCAACCCCUUCGUUUUGCCUCGUUUUUGUGGAUCGACCGUAUGUAAAUUAAUAUAAGAUUGUGUUUUAAUUGUAUAAAAUUAGAAUUCUUCGCAGCCAUUCAGACCGCGGGCACAGCCUCACAAUGACCACCCCAUAUACCCUCUAUAUCCAAGUAAAGUUUAUAAUUUCAUAAUUUAAGCGCAUUUCAAAUAACCAAUCAAUAUUAAUAGUGAUAUGAUUGUGAAAUCUAGAGGCUUUAAUUUUUUUGCUUUUACAAUUGUUAAGAAGAUUUGAAGUCUAUAAGAUUCUUUUUCUAAUCGUAUCAUACUGGUCUUCUAAAAUUUAAGGAUUUGUAAUUCUGUCUUGGAUGCUGAAUAUUUACUAUUUAGUUGUCUGUUGUAAUAUAAUUUGGACUUGACGCAAUUUUAUCUUUAUUUUUUUAUCUUCUCUCACUAACAUAAUGUUAUUUUGACAAAGUACUUAUUGAGCUCUUAGUCCCACGACAAUAUUAAUAUACAUUUAAAGCCUCUUGAUUUGGUCUAACAUAGUGCUCAUAACAUACAGUUAACAGAUGAAUGUCUUGAAAUAAUUGUACACUCAAAGCACGUGGGUAUAUCGACACAUUUGUCUAUAAUUUCUUACCUAACAUUGGUAGCCUAAGGCUAACACACAGGGCGUCCGUCCUGUCCGUUGCACAUAGCUAAGAAAUAGUGGCUAGUGUUUAGCGAUAGAUUAUGUCGUCUCCUUAAUGGUUUAUUAUGUAACGGGCCUAUGGGCGAGACUAUGCUCAAUACAAUCAAUUUAAAACAGUACCGUCAACAAAAAAAAGGGUCGAGAUUUUAUUAUGAGGAAAGAUAAAAUUCAUUUGUGAUAACUUAUGAUGAUGAUGAGAUGGCGGUAAAGCAAUAAUAAAUAAACGUUUAUGCGCUAAGUUAGGACUUUUUUAUUAGCGUCUUAUCGCGUUUUUCAGUUGAUAUUUCAAUGGUAUUUGUUUUUAAAUAUAUCUUACAAAUGUGGUGUAAUAAAUAACAGCAUAUGCGUACAUGAAGUUUCGAAGUCAUAUCAAUACAAUAAGGAUAGUUUCCUACUGAGUCCUAGACUAAAUCAAGAGAACGAAGCCAGGUUCACAGUCACGCAGUACGCCGCGGAGGGCAAGCCUACUGUAAUAAUAAUUAACAUGGCCAAUGCCGGUAGGCAGAACAUAAACUGUUUUUAAAAUCAGAAGAAAAACAUUAUUCAGAAAACUCUUUGCCUUGUCGCUGUAAAAGUGUGAUGUACUCUAUAUAAUAAGCAUUAAUGUUAUAAGAAUGCGUCAGCUAUUUUUAUAGUCGUAAAAUGAAUGUUUUUCUAUUGUUACAAUAAAAUGAAACGUAUAGUUUGGAAAAUGUAAUACGCACUGUUUGAAGUGUGGUCCGCCAUAAUCAAAUCCAUGCGCAUUAUAUUUAAUAAACUAUAACUAUUUUGGCAAUAAAUUCAUUUAAUUAUGAAAACACUACGAAGUAAGCUUAUGAAGUUACUUUGUAACAGACUUCAAAAAAAUAAGACCCCAUUCCUGCAGAUGUUUUUGCCGAAUUAAAUCUUUACACAUUUUUUGGUAACUUAGUAUUUAUAGUGUUGGCGAAAGAAACAAAAAGACAAAAAAGGAAAUCCUCAUUUGAAUACCACCCUGAUAAAAAAUAAUGCACUUUAUUUGUUAAAUAUCGCAGUGGUGGCAGCGAGUUAUCACAAUAUAAAUGUUUUCUAUAUUAUCGAGUGCUUAUUAAAGCAUUUAAAUCCUAUUACCAAGAUAUUUUAUUACGAAAUAGAAAUAUUACAUCCCGUUA